Tripterygium wilfordii is the source of this 1720-nucleotide messenger RNA. RefSeq names its product photosynthetic NDH subunit of subcomplex B 1, chloroplastic. NCBI's taxonomy places the organism in Eukaryota, Viridiplantae, Streptophyta, Magnoliopsida, Celastrales, Celastraceae. Gene Ontology annotation, biological process: photosynthetic electron transport in photosystem I. The coding region runs from base 179 to 1618 and encodes 479 amino acids. The transcript has 7 exons. Gene Ontology annotation, cellular component: NAD(P)H dehydrogenase complex (plastoquinone); chloroplast. The record is from RefSeq and is a predicted model, not a curated record.
UUAGGUUAUGAACAGGCAAAGAGGGAAAAUGUAUGGAAAAAGAGCAAGAAGGACCCACUUAUCCAACUAUCUUCCACAUACUCAAAUCCCCAACUUGCAGGCUCAAACACUUAGACCAGCUGACUAAACUGACUAGCAUUCAUUCAUUUAGGAAGAUCCAUACAGCCAUUAUCUGAUCAUGGCAACAACUGCUUGUUUGCUACCCAAAACCAUCUCUCCUUUUCGGAAAAACCCACCUUCAAUUCCUUCAAUAACCCAUUUCACCUACUCCAAGCCAUUAUUCUUGAACCACCCACAAGACCAGCAACCUAGAAGACCAGCCAUUCACACCCAGGCAAAGAAAGCCUCAUGGUUUGUUGACCCUUUUGAUCAAGAAGAGGAUCCCGAUCUGGAGUAUGGAUCAUUGUUUAGGGAUGGAAAGCAGGAGGAGGAUCCUAGACCACCUGAUAACCCGGAUAACCCUUAUGGGUUCUUGAAGUUCCCGAUGGGGUACAGUGUGGAGAUUGCUUCAUUGGCAUCGAAAGUAAGAGGGGAUGUGAGGAGGUGUUGCUGUAUAAUUUCCGGUGGCGUUUAUGAGAACUUGCUCUUCUUUCCUGCUAUUCAACUGAUUAGGGACAGGUAUCCUGGUGUUCAAAUCGAUGUAAUAGCGUCUCCGAGAGGAAAACAGACUUAUGAGAUGAAUAAGAAUGUGAGAUGGGCUAAUGCAUAUGAUCCUGAUGAUGAUUCUGUAGACCCAGCAGAUUACAUGGACAUGCUUGGUUUACUCAAGAGUAGAUACUACGAUUUGGUCGUAUCGACCAAACUGGCAGGACUAGGCCAUGCGGCAUUUUUGUUUAUGACAUCAGCUCGAGACAGAGUUAGCUACAUUUACCCCAAUGUAAAUGCAGCAGGAGCCGGAUCACUUCUAACAGAAAGUUUCAGGGCAGAUAGCAUGAAUCUUUCGGAGGGAGGAUACCAUAUGUACCAUCAGAUGCUUGAUUGGUUGGGGAGACCAUAUCGUAGUCUGCCAAGGCAACCUGUGCCCCCAUUGAAAGUAUUGAUUUCAAGGAAACUAAAGGCGGUUGUCGAGGAAAAAUAUAGGAAUGCAGGUGUAGAGAAAGGAAAAUAUAUUGUCCUUCAUGGGAUAGAAUCAGAUUCACAGGCCUCAAUGCAGUCUAAGGGGGACACAGACAGCUUGCUACCUAUUCAAAAAUGGGCUAAAAUAGCUGAAACUGUAAGGGAUUUUACCCCAGUAUUUGUGAUUCCACAUGAGAAAGAAAGGGAAAAUGUGGAGGAAAUAGUUGGAGAUGAAGCCAGUAUUGUGUUUAUCACUACUCCUGGACAGCUUGCUGCUCUAAUCAACGACUCCGCUGGAGUAAUAGCUACGAACACAGCUGCUAUCCAACUUGCAAAUGCUCGAGAAAAACCAAGCAUUGCAUUGUUUUGCUCUGAAGAGAAGGCGAAACUGUUUGUUCCUAAUGCAGCAGAGAAGAAAUGUGGUGUUGUUUCGUCAAAAACAGGGAAGUUGAUAGAUAUUGAUGUAGAGGAUGUAAGAAAUUCACUGCAAAUUUUUGACGUCUCUAGCUCUCGAGUAGGAGAGGAGGCCCUCACCCCUCUUGUAAAUCUCUCUGUCUCCUAGCUAGUUUUCUUUUGCUUUGUAAUUCCCUUACAAUUGUAUAUUGGUUCAUCUAAAGUUUUGAAUUUUGAUAACUAAAUACACAAAUAUUGGUGAUAGAUGUAA